CCCUCCCGGUUCUUCUGAACUUGAGCUGCAGACAGAAAGAAGGUCGUUUUGCUCGAGGAGCCAAAAGUGGGAUGAGCACACACAAUAUGAGCAGCAAGAAACUUCCGACUGGGGCCAAGAUGUCCGACAGCAUCUGCUGCAGACUGGUUGACUUUUUCGAUGAGCUGACCGAGGAGGAAUUCAAGAGAUUUAAGCUGCACCUUGAAAACUACUCACUCGAGGAAGGCUACAAGCGCAUUCGGCGUUGCAAGACCGAGAAGGCUGACCACAUUGACAUAGCCGAUCUCAUGGUCAAGGCAUAUGAGGAAGCCAAAGCACUACAGAUGACAGUCAAGAUUUUUGACAGAAUAAACAAGAAGAAUCUGUCAACAAGAGUCAGGCAGGAGAUGCCAGCAUUUUUCUUUCAGCCUGCAAAACCAGUAGACUUGACCAAGGAAGAAAAAAGAAAAGUGCAAGUGACGCUGGAUCCCAAGACAGCCUUCCCUACCCUCGUCCUUUCUGAAGAUCGGAAAAGUGUGUAUCUGGGAAGCCAAGCCAAGCCUCUUCCUGACAACCCCGAACGCUUCAAUUUUUCACCAUGUGUCCUGGGGGUGGAGGGUGUCACCUCUGGGAUUUUGGAGUGGGUGGUGGACGUGGGCAUUGCCAAAGGAUGGGCCAUUGGUGUUGUACGCGAAUCAAUAGAUAGAAAAUGGAACCUCUACAUUACAGUCAAUCAAGGAUUUUGGGUGCUACGGUUGACAGAAGGAGAAUAUGAGGCUUCUACCACCCCUUCCACCACUCUUUCCCUGUGGAAAUCACCACGACGGAUCAAGGUACGCCUGGAGUAUAACUAUGGCAUCCUCACCUUCUCUGAUGCUGACUCCAUGGAGCUUAUCUUCAGCUUCAACUAUCCUUUCUCUGGACGGAUAUUUCCCUUUUUUCAAGUCUGGGACACAGAGAUCCCCUUGCAAAUCAUCUCCUGUGAUUCAUAGGGGCACAUUUUCAAAAUAACUUAAUGAAGAUUAAUCACCAUUCCUCUUCCCAGCACUCCUGACCACCCUGCUGUAUUUCAAAUCAGGAUGACUUAAGAGUAACAUAAGGGUUUAUUUGCCUCCACUUUUUAACGUGUUUCUCUUCUGAGUGAACUGAUGGUUCUCAGGCCUUCUUUCACUGCCCCAUCUACAUGGUCCCAGUAUUUCGCUUCUUACUUUGGUGACAUGGGAUGCCGCUCUCAUGUCAUUAGUGUUAUAUGUGAGAGGGGCCAUUGUGAGUUCAGAACCAACAAAUGAUAUUUUGGACAUUCAGGAGUGUGCUCCUUGUCAGAACCUUCACUUUACAAGUACCAAUUUUCUAGUUAAAUUUAAGAUCACCCUCUGUAUUCUCUAUCCAAAUUCUCCUGGCCAUGCAGCUCCCUACCAUGAGGAUAUCCUUCCACCAACAUCAGACUCUCUUCCCCUGAAUUACAUUCAGACGCCUUUAAGUUGAGACACAGCUAUUCAUCCUGGCUUUUCCCAAUUCACCCUUCUUCCCUUUCCCUUUCUUUCCUUUUAGACAGACUGUGGGCAGGGGCGGCCCUUCCAUGAGGCAGGAUGAGGUUGUUGCCUUAGGCAUGGGCACGAGGAGGGAUACAGGAGGUAGCAGGCAUCGCACUGUCACAUAGGCAUCACCCCAUGGGCCUCCCUGCCACCAUCCUUCCUCACCCCAAUGGCAUAUGUCUCUUCUUUCUUCUCUCCCUCACCCCCAAUGCAAGCUAGAAAUGACACCAUUGUCUGGUUUGCUGGCCUAGGCUGAGAGUACUCAUUUGCCAUCACUGCCACCUCAGCAGCCGGGCCUGAGAACGCUGAGCACCCACCCACAGAUGGGUGUGUGUGUCAUAUUGUGUCAUAUUCCGGGCAAAAUACAAAGUGCUGGUUAUUACCUUUAAAGCCCUGAAUGGCUUGGUUCUGAGAUAUCUUAGAGAGCGCCUUCUUUUACAUGACCCCCACCGCACGUUACGGUCAUCUGAGGAGGUCCGUCUCCAGUUACCACCGGUUCGUUUGAUGGCAACUCAGAGGCGGGCCUUCUCUGUAGCUGCUCCCGGGCUGUGGAAUGCACUCCCAGCAGAAAUUCGCCAUCUUAAUUCCUUACUGACCUUCAAGAGAGCCCUUAAAACCCAUCUGUUUGGCCUGGCCUUUCAGGGUUUUAAUUAGUUUUAAUUAUUUUAAUGCUAACCUGGUUUUCAGGGUUUUAAUUGUUUGUUUGUUUUAAAGAUGUUUUUAAUUGGUGUUCAUAUUUAUAUUUCUGUUUUAAUUGUUAUUGGUUUUAAUGUUUUCUGUUUUUAAUUGUAAACCUCCCUGAGCCAUUUUGGAAGGGCAGUAUACAAAUCAAAUCAAACAAAUAAAUAAAUAUGUCCUUUGCCUCAGACAGCAAAAUGUCUUGGACUGCCCCUGCCUGUGGGCAGAGUCCCAUGUUGCACACUGGCUAACAAGACCAAAAAAAAAAAAAAAAAAAAGCUCCCCUUGAUACCAGUGGGGGAAGAACUUGUGAGAAGUUACUGUGGACCAAAACUGGGGGGGAAAUGUGAAUUAUUGGAAAAAGAAAAACUGAAUAAAGAUGUGGGUAAACA
Messenger RNA from Hemicordylus capensis (graceful crag lizard), 2584 nucleotides. RefSeq names its product E3 ubiquitin-protein ligase TRIM39-like. Gene Ontology annotation, molecular function: protein binding. The transcript is spliced from 4 exons. Lineage: Eukaryota; Metazoa; Chordata; Lepidosauria; Squamata; Cordylidae. The coding region runs from base 72 to 971 and encodes 299 amino acids. The record is from RefSeq and is a predicted model, not a curated record.